Messenger RNA from Dissoconium aciculare CBS 342.82, 770 nucleotides. RefSeq lists its product as uncharacterized. Bases 162 to 647 code for a protein of 161 amino acids. The transcript has a single exon. The record is from RefSeq and is a predicted model, not a curated record. NCBI's taxonomy places the organism in Eukaryota, Fungi, Ascomycota, Dothideomycetes, Mycosphaerellales, Dissoconiaceae.
GUUCCACCCCUUGCACCCACGCGGCACUGACGAGAACCGUAAACCUGCCUCAAUACGAAAUGGCGACUAUUGUGAAAAACAUUGAUUUCUAAUCCUCACAUCAUCACACGACAAAGCAGAUAUGUCCAGAAGUGUGACGUCAGACGGCACGUUUUUUCGGCAUGCACACAUAUGCGAUCCUCCUGCAGGCCGUGCGAUCAUGGGAUGAUCGGACUUCUUUCACCCUCGUGUCGGGAUUCCACCAUCGCCAGCCUCAUUUUCUCGUUUGGCGUCUUUUGCCUUUCCGCCUCUCGGGUUCCGGAACGUUCGGCGAUGGUUCGUGGAUUACGGGGGAAUACACACAAUUAUCCCUGUUGUUCUUCACACAUGGGCAUGAUCGAACAUUCUAUCGGAAACUUUGUGGCGCUUUGGCGCUGGAUGGGCUUGACGUUCGCUCAUUGGUAUCAUUGUUUCCCGGGUGCUCACUGUCCUCUGCCUUGAAGAUGUGCAGAAUCGAACGUUGCGCUACGUCAUUGGAUCUUGGUGACAAUUCCAACGUUGUGGUUCACAACGAUUCUUCUCUGUCACCUUUCAGAGAUUUGCCCAAAGCACUCCAGUGCCAUUGGGCUGUUGAUGGUGAACGUCUACGAAAUUGCGAUAGAUCAUGAGGCCUUGAUGUCUACUUGGUGGUGGAUAAGGGCAGGCAGAACAGGAAUCGCCGAUGAUGCAUCUCUUCGCCCAGGUUAUGCACGAAUUGUGCGCAAUGUCUGAAUUGUGCCGUCGAAGGAGUC